AAACCAUUUAACUGAGCACAUCUAACUUAAAUCAUUACAAAUUGUUUUGUCAUUGGCUGUUGAAUUGGUUAUUGUGGAUUCUUUAAAAAAGCACUUUAAAUAAAAUUGAAAUGGAUCCAAUAUCAAGUGCAACUACUCUCAACGUUACAGGUAAGCCCGGCGGGCCAAGCGAACCAAAUUGUUUAAUGCAAUUGGAGCAAAUACAUGAUUUGCAAAAUGUUCAAGCUAAGUUUGAUGAUCACGCAGUUAAUAUGAUGGUAUUGCGAAAUCAAGGUGGCUUAGCUGAAGUUCUCAAGCUUAAUAUGGAGCUAAAAUCUGCCAAACGUAUUGGUCGUUUGCCAUUCUUGCAAUCAAGCCACAUGAUGGAGGAUGUUAUACUUGGUCGUGACGAAGCAAUUAAUUUUGACGAUUUCAUUGGUGUUCCUGAGUUCUUCGAAUAUAAUCGAAAUCCAAUGCGAGUCAUGGAAAAAACACUUGGAAUUUAAGAAUGAAACUUAAAUAUUUAAUUAAAUCAUAAAGCAGUAAUAUAUUAAGUAUUUUUUUCUAUG
This is a messenger RNA of Teleopsis dalmanni, 548 nucleotides long. RefSeq names its product proteasome maturation protein (gene Pomp). Gene Ontology annotation, cellular component: cytoplasm; nucleus. The transcript is spliced from 3 exons. The record is from RefSeq and is a predicted model, not a curated record. Lineage: Eukaryota; Metazoa; Arthropoda; Insecta; Diptera; Diopsidae. Gene Ontology annotation, biological process: proteasome assembly. Bases 111 to 485 code for a protein of 124 amino acids.